Vigna angularis (adzuki bean) is the source of this 1409-nucleotide messenger RNA. RefSeq names its product GATA transcription factor 25. The record is from RefSeq and is a predicted model, not a curated record. NCBI's taxonomy places the organism in Eukaryota, Viridiplantae, Streptophyta, Magnoliopsida, Fabales, Fabaceae. Gene Ontology annotation, molecular function: sequence-specific DNA binding; protein binding; zinc ion binding. The transcript is spliced from 7 exons. The coding region runs from base 224 to 958 and encodes 244 amino acids. Gene Ontology annotation, biological process: regulation of DNA-templated transcription.
UCCCAAUCUUUCUUGAUAACAAUCCAGCGGCAACAUCAUAUUCUCAGACAUAUUUAUAGUUAUCUCCACUGUUGUAGCCAUCUUUCUUACUCCACCUUCUCUCCCUCAUCCAACUGGGUUAGGGUUAGUUAUUAGAAGUAGAAUUAGGGUUAGGGUUAGUUUCCUUUCCGGCGUAAAAUGUGACACUUCCAAAACCCCAAAUUCUAUCAUCCCACCACCAACAAUGUACGAUCCCAUGAACCAGAUCGUUCCCGCCGAAGACAACGACGCCUCUGACCAACACAUCCAUUACAGCUCCCACAGUAUAGAAAACGUUGGCGCCAUCGUCGAACACGUUUCCGCCGACUCCCUUUACGUUCCACCCCCUGAAAUCUCUAUCCACGAUUCUAGCCAGCUCACGCUCUCGUUUCGGGGCCAAGUCUAUGUCUUCGAUGCCGUCACACCUGAUAAGGUCCAAGCAGUUUUAUUGCUCUUAGGAGGAAGUGAACUAACUUCGGGCUCGCAAUGUGCGGAGGAACUAUCCCCUCAAAAUCAUGCGGGUGCAGCAGAAUUUCCUGCAAGAUGCAGUCUACCACAGCGAGUAGCAUCGUUGAAUAGGUUCCGUCAGAAGAGGAAAGAGCGGUGCUUUGAUAAGAAAGUUAGAUAUAGUGUACGUCAAGAAGUUGCACUCAGGAUGCAUCGUAACAAGGGUCAAUUUACUUCAUCUAAGAAACAAGAUGGAGCUAAUAGUUGGGGUUCAGACCAAGAGUCAGGACAGGAGGCUGUUCAAUCUGAAACCUCUUGUACGCAUUGUGGAACAAGUUCAAAAUCCACUCCAAUGAUGCGAAGGGGGCCCUCUGGUCCAAGGUCACUUUGCAAUGCUUGCGGGCUUUUUUGGGCAAACAGGGGCACUUUGAGGGAUCUUUCUAAGAGAAACCAAGAACUCUCUCUUGUGCCACUUGAGCAGGAAAUGAGAUAAUAUGAAAAGCAAAGAUGAAGUGCCAUGGAGAUGGAGCUUAGAAAGGCCUGGAAAAGCACUAGAAGGAAGGAGUGCUCGAAGCUUGAGCGCCCUUUUUGGAGGCUUGAGCGCAGAAGAGUGUCGCUCACCGUCCGGGCGCCCCUUUUGGAGGCUUAAGCGCAGGGAACCAUCGCUCACCGCCCAGGCGCCCUAAGUGGGGCGCUUGAGUGCCAGUGACACGGGCCUGGGCCUUGUUCUGUUCUGUCUUCGCUCUAUUUAAAGGACACAGACGUCCUAAGUUUUGUAUCUUUGGCUGGAGGAGGGCAACAACACACCCUCUAGAGACGAAUUUGGAUGCGGGAGCUUCCAUCUUCUACUUUUAGGGUUUUUCUAUCUCAUUCUUCUCCAUUGUUCAUCUAGUUUCACCAUGUCUAUGGUGAACUAAACUCUAUUUGUUGUUGGGGGAUGAUGU